Molecule: messenger RNA, 1444 nt
Organism: Closterium sp. Naga37s-1
Lineage: Eukaryota; Viridiplantae; Streptophyta; Zygnematophyceae; Desmidiales; Closteriaceae
Source: the annotation of a GenBank genome assembly
UCCCGAGCCUUCUGCAGUCCCGACCCUCCCACUCAGCCCACCACAUACCAACAGCGACACAUCAGCAGCCGCACACGACACAUCAGCAACCACGUCAGCACCUGCCAGCCACCCCGCGUUCCUCGCCAGCGAGGCGGCACGCGUGGCACUGAGCAAGUGGUGCCAGGUGGAGCUCAUGACAGAUGGUGCUGACGUCACUGGCAGAUGCCACCUCCCCCAGUACCUCCUGCUCGCCCGAUCCCUCCUCCUCCCCCCUCUCUUCCCACUCCUCUUCCCCUCCCCUUUCUCCACCUCCCCCUCCCUUUCCUCCUCCUCCUCCUCCUCCUCCUCCUCUCCCUCUAUCAAACCUUCUGAAGCCUUCUCCCCCUCCCUGCUGCCGCCCUCCUGGCCCUGGUGGGCGGCGAGGGUUGUCGUUAUUCACCAGAGGGUGCUACAGGAGCGGUCUCCCUCCCUCCGCGCCCUGCUGCUCCCGUGCACUGUUCACCUGGGAGAGACGCUGGGGAGGAAAGAUGCCGUGAAAUGGGCUUACUUUAGAAAAGAGGAGAAGGAGGUGGAGGCGGAGGGUGGGGAGAAGGAGAGGGGAAAGGAGGGGGAAGGGGAGGAGGAAGUGUGUGUGCGGGUGGCAGCACUAGUGCAUCUGGAGGCUGGGAUGAUGGAGAUGGUCUAUGCACACGUGGACACUGCCAGGUGUGUGUGCCUGACACGUGGACACUGCCAGGUGUGUGCCUGCCACGUGAACACUGCCAGGUGUGUGCCUGCCACGUGGACACUGCCAGGUCGACCCCAAAGCCCAGCUCAUGCUGGCAGCGACAAGAAGCGAUUCCCUGAAGAGAGGAAAUGGGGUGGUGCUAUGCUACAGGCCUUCAUCCCCCCCCCCCUGCAUUCACAUAUGCUCUUCCCAAUUUUCUUCCCAACUCUUCUUCCCACGGGAUGCACACAGGUCGAUCCCAAAGCCCAGCUCGUGCUGGCCGUGACAAGAAGCGAAUCUCCAAAGGAAGGAGGUGGGGCGUUGCUGAGCGACAGGGCAUCAGCCAGGGAUGGGACUUGUGGGGACGGGCAAGGGCAGCAAGGGGAGGAUGGAGAGAAGGGGGAGGGGGGGGAAGCGAAGGCGGAGGAGGAAGGGGAGAGUAUGGAGGAGUUGGAGUGUUUGUUCGAGCCGGAGAGUGACGUGCUUCUGGCACCCCGGCUUGUGGAAGGAGGGGGUGGUGGGGGUGAGAUCGUGGCAAAUGGGGGUGAAAAGGAAGAGAAGCAGAGUGCUGUCAAUGGUGGCACGCGUGGUGUGCUGAGGGGUGUUGAGCAGGCGGCAGUGCUGGCGAUGGCUGUUGAUACUGUGAAGCAAAACGCUGCUGAUGAGCUGAGAGGUGAGUGGGAUGGCCUUUCAGGCGUUGGAGAAGAAGGGUGGGGUUGGGAACGGCGGGGUUUGGGGGGAAGGGAGGGGUAUUGA